Messenger RNA from Xyrichtys novacula (pearly razorfish), 5913 nucleotides. The record is from the annotation of a GenBank genome assembly. NCBI's taxonomy places the organism in Eukaryota, Metazoa, Chordata, Actinopteri, Labriformes, Labridae.
AUGGUUUACGUGGCAUUGCAGCCUGUGCGCAUGCCCAGUCUUGCUCUCUCCCCCGGCAGGAAGAUGGUGUCUGUGAGGAUGCGGUCGUCUCUGUUGUCAGUUUUACUUCUGAACGUUUUCUACAGCCUCGUCUCCUCUUUGUAUUUCCACAUCGGAGAGACGGAGAAGAAAUGUUUCAUAGAGGAGAUCCCGGACGAGACGAUGAUUAUCGGUGAGUGUUUAUCCGCCGCGGGUCGGAAGUUACAUGCUAAUGCUAAGUGCUAGUUCAGAGCUAAUCGGCUAAAGUGUCUGAGGAGUUCAGAGAAAGUCCGAAUUUACCUGUCCGGACACACCUGAGCUCCAGCUGAGGAGCCAGGUUAAAGCGAGGAGGUGGAGAACACUCUGGAACAUUUAUAAAAGAUGAAUGUUUUAACUGAGAAGGAAAUAAAACAGACUAAGACUAAAAACAACCUCAAACUGAUUUUAAACGCGCGAUUCAGUUUUUAGAGGCUCGUGUUCAGACUAUUUAGACUGUAAAUGACCUUUUAUUGUCUAAAUCAAGAUACCUGAGUCUGCCCUUAUUUCACAGCUCACCUGUCAGAUCAAAUCUCACCUGUGUGACUGACUGAGGGCGACCCCUACAGGAGAGAGCAGGAACAGCCCUGAGUGUUCUCCUCUGGGUCAAACUUUACAAACAUCCUCAACUCUAUCACGUUAUCACUGUACAGAAAAGACAGGACUAAAUUAACACGGCCUGAGACAGGUGGAAACAUUUCACCUGUAAACUCUAAAAACUCAGAGAAAUACCGGGAUAACGUCGUCUGAUAUUAUAUUUAUAUCAGAAUCAGAAAUACUUGAACAAUCCCCAGGGAGAAACAGCUUUUUGUAAGUAGAAAGAGGAGAUAAAUGAUAGAUAACAUAAGUAAAAAUAUAGAGAUAAAAUAAAAGUAUGUGCACUAUACAACACAAAAAACGCGAAUUGAUUUCCGUAAACAUCCAUCAGCUAUCCCUCCUCCUGCCAUUGAGGGCCAAGUUGUUGAAUUAGUCCACAAUUACAAAUACCUUUGGCACAAACACUGAUGAUAAACUGUCCUUUGACUUCCAUGUUGAUGCUGUCUGCAAGAAGGAACAUCAGCGUUUGUACUUUUUCAGGAAACUGCAGAGUUUUAAUGUUUUAUUCCCGUUUUAUUGAGUCUGUUUUAACUUGAUCUUUUAUUUGCUAGUACCUGCCUAGAUGUCGGACAAACAGACUGAAGAACUCUCUUAUCCCUGCCGCCAUUGGUCUUUUAAACAAGUGAUCGUUUUUAGUCUCUCUGUUUUAUGGUUUUUUAUUUAUUUAUUGUUGUGCUGGUUGUCUUGUCUUAUGUCUGUUUGUGGCACUGCUGGCUGUAAAGCGAUUGUCCCCACAGGGACAUUAAAGAUUCCUUGACUCCUUGAAAAGAGUAAAAUAGUAUGCAUCAAAGUAAAAAAGUAAAAAGAAAGGAGAAAAGCUUAAAAAAGCUUUUCGUCCGGUCUGUACACACUUGUUGUUGUUCAUGCCCAUAAUUAUAAGGAUGAUGUUGUUAUAACUCAACUGGACUUCACUGUAUUUAUGUAGCACCCAUCCAGAGUUCAGGAACAUAAAACAGAAAGUUCUCUGAUGUUUGUCUGAGAAACAUUCGAGGACUUUGGAGAGACCUCGCUGGAGUAGAAAUUCAAACAACAUAUUUUUCAUCUUGAGAUCUUUCCAUGUUUGUUGGUCCAUGACUGAGAUGGUGCAGAAUAAGAUCAUUGAGAUGAUCAUUGAUGAGGGUUCUGAUGGAGGACACUGUCGUAGUUUGGUGACCUGCGGAGGUGAAACACCGCAGACCGUCUUCAUUUAACACUUGAGUUUGAAACAGUCAGAGUGACGUUCACAGGAAACGACGAGGAGGGUUUUAUCUCAUGCUCCGUCUGUUCCGGAUCGAGUCAAGACAAAAGUCAAGACUGAACAGAAGGAGAGGAAGUGAGCGAUACUCUGGGCCUCCUCAGUCUGUCUGCAAAUUUUGACCGUGAAGAUCCGACUCGGUAAAGAGAAGGAGACGUCCGAUAAAACCGACCGGUUAGAAAACAUACAUCACAACAGAAGCAGAAGUUGUGCAACAGCCAGAAACAGGCUGGUGCUGCAAAACGGCAAAGAUGGAGAACACAAGCGAGAGCUGUUAAAGGAGGGGGGGGGGGGCAACAACAGCAGCACAGCAGGGGGCGCAAUAUCCGUCACUCUGGGUUAUCAUGUUGUUGUGAUCUUAGGAAGGGAGCCAUGAUUGUUGCUCCACAGACAGAGUCUCCUUUCAGACUCCUGACGGUGACCCCGUGUGUGUGUGUGUGUGUGUGUGUGUGUGUGUGUGUGUGUGUGUGUGUGUGUGUGUGUGUGUGUGUGUGUGUGUGUGUGUGUGUGUGUAGGUAACUAUCGGACUCAGCUGUACGACAAACAGAGAGAGGAGUACCUGCCGGCCACUCAGGGUCUGGGGAUGUUUGUGGAGGUCAGAGAUCCCGACGACAAGGUGAGGAGACUUCCUGUCCUGAUGUCUGCGCUCUUUGUGAUCCCCGUGUCAGUGUGUAACAGGUGUGUGUGUGUGUGUGUGUGUGUGUGCGUGUGUGUGUGUGUCCUGCAGGUGAUCCUGUCGCGGCAGUACGGCUCUGAGGGGAGGUUCACCUUCACCUCUCACACUCCCGGAGAACAUCAGAUCUGCUUACACUCCAACUCCUCCAAGUUCUCGCUGUUCGCCGGAGGCAUGCUGGUGAGGAGACGCUUCGCUCGCCGCCACUUUCACUUUUUAUUAACGUUUGAGGCGUCUGAUUCAAGUUUGAGGCUGCUUUGAGAAAAAAAAACACAGAGGGACGAUUCUCCUGCUGCGAUCGCCGACGAUAAGACGAUCAUUUUCAGACGAUCAUUUUCAGACGCUCUUUUGAAACUCUUUUCUUUUACUGCCUCAAACGUGUCCUUAAAUCACCUUCCUGUUGGGCAGAACUGUAUUUGAUCUCCCUGUUAGAAACCUGAGAUGGUCCUCCUCUAAGAACACGAACCUUCACUGUGUUACAGAGAGUUCACCUGGACAUCCAGGUCGGAGAACACGCCAAUAACUACGCCGAGAUCGCCGCCAAAGACAAACUGACGGAGCUGCAGCUGAGAGUGAGGCAGCUGGUGGAGCAGGUGGACCAGAUCCAGAAGGAGCAGAACUACCAGAGGGUAGGUCUCAGUUUAUUUUCCCCUGAAAUAUCGUCAUAUAGUUAUAAUUAUAAUCUAUUUUAUAUCUUCGUAUCAUCGUUAGAAUUGUGUUUCUGUUUUCACGUUUGUAGAAAUCUCGUCUUAAAUCACAUCAUGGAUUUUUUCAUAUUUCAAAUUACUUUUAUGAUAAUAUUUAUAAUUAUUGUUAUUUUUGACUCAAAAAGCCUCAAAAAGAAACUCAUCUGAAGUUUUCUGCUCGCUCCGUCAUCUCAGAGUUUCUCUUUCGUCGAGUUUCUCAGUCAUCUUGAAAACCUCGUGUCGGAUGAAUCCUGUCAAAACCGUCUGUAAUGUGGAGUGUCCACGAUAACUGAGCGCCCCCUGCUGUCCGUCUGUGUCUCCUUUCAGUACCGUGAGGAGCGUUUCCGUCAGACCAGCGAGAGCACCAACCAGCGGGUCCUCUGGUGGUCCAUCGUUCAGACUCUGAUCCUGGUGGCCAUCGGAAUCUGGCAGAUGAGACACCUCAAGAGCUUCUUUGAGGCCAAGAAACUGGUGUAAACCUGUGUGUGUGUGUGUGUGUGUGUGUGUGUAUGAGAGAGAGUGUGUGUGUGUUGGUGUGUGAGUGUGUUUUGUCUACUGAGUGAUGCAGUACUGAGCGGCGGCGGCGGCGGCUGUGGAAGGAGACGUGACGCAGAGAUCCAUCUGCAGAAAAAACGACUUUAGGUUCUGAUUUCUGAUUCGCUCUCUUCAUCAUCUUCAUCAUCUUCAUCAUCCUCCCUCUCUGACUCUGCCGACCAUCAGGGGAAAAUGUGACGACUUUAUUUCUUUCACACUUCGGUCGAUUUUCUGCUCCAAACUUCGGUCGGUCACGAUGAAAUCAAAGAAGUUUUUCUGAUGUUUGUUUUUCUGUUUCAUGACGUGUUACUGCCCGCCCGAGAUGUUCAGAGUCGAGGAUGAAGAGACGGUUUGAGUUUGUUGGAUUUAUGAGGAGGUUUUAAAAAAGCUCUAAUCUAUAAAAUAUGAUCUGAUUUCAGAGAAGAACAGCUGUCGUGUCGCUCUCUUUUUAAAGAAACACAAACUUUAUUUUCAGAAAACACACCAUCGGUCUCAUCGUGUUCGUUCACUUUUCUCUCUCUGAUAGGGUUUUAUUUCACGUCGGCAGCGUUUUCUGUUUUCUGUAAAAAAAAUCUAAAUUUUAAAACAAAGUGGAGUCGAGAGCUCCGGCAAAGACAGUGAAACAAAACGAGAAAAAUGAAAAGUAAAGACGAGCUGAGACGUUUGUCUCUCUAAAGUGCAGUUACUGAUCCUCCCCAGACUCCGAUACGUCCGUUCAUCCUGUCAUGUCGAGGUCAAUAAAACAGAUCUAUGAAAACAGAUGUAAACCUCCACAGUUUGCACAUCUGUACCCACAGAUCUAUGAUCUCUGCACACUGAUAUCAAACUGUGAUCAUGCAUUUUCAAGCUGCACACAAACUUACACGUUUUGACCGCGGGGGUUCAGACGUACUGAAGAUCAGCAUCUCCUGCGUAGUCUGGUGUGUUUGUCGAGAGCGAUGCAGCAGCUGUUUUCCUGUUUGAUAAAAGUGUAAAGAAAAGCUCGGUGUGUCCGCAGGAGUCCUCUCUGUAAAGUUCUCAGACAAUCAGGAACAAAACAAGAACUUGAGUUUUGCAGACAUGGAGGAAAGGAAUCCAAAGGAGGAAGUUGAACCAGUUUUUCGACCUGUAGAAGGUUCAGACCGGUGACGUUUAAAAGGGUUCAGACACGGAGAUCCAUCGGUGUCACGAUGAGUCUUCAUGUCCGAACUCUUGAAGCACAAAAGUUUGAGUUUGACCUUCAGCUGUCGCAGUUUUCCAGUGAGUCCAGAGCGAAUGUUUCUCUUCACCUCAUUCAGGUGUGACGUCGAAAUGAUCUCGUUCCGCCAUCGUCUCCAGAUCUGAACCCACCUCCUGACUCCUUAUUAGACUUUGGUUUCUGAAAUCUGCUCCUGAACUUGUUUGUUUUUUUGGGGUUUUAGGUUUGUUAUCCGGUGAGAGAUUUAUGAGCAGAUUUAGUUUGUUGCAGCUCUGCCAAAGACGCUGUCUGACCUAACGAAGAGUUUAGGCUGUUUCUGCUGAUUUACAGAAACUGAACAGAGGAGAAACAUGAAAUCUGAAUUGGUCAAAAAUGAAACUCUGGAUUAAAAACAGCUCAUAAGAAAAAAAAAUUUCGCUUCUUAAAAUCUCGGUCUUGUCUGAAAGUCGUCCUCAGGCUCUGAUCGAGGACUCUGACUGCAAAAAUCUGAAUAUUCAGCUCUGAUAUAAUAUUUUAUUUUUAGUGACACACGAGUUUUUUGGAAGGUUUUGAAAAUCAGGGCAGUUUUAUCUUUUCCAAGUUUUCUCACUUUAAGCUAAUCUUCAUUUUUUUUCUUUUUCUGGUGGUUUGUGUUAAAAUAUUAAAACUUCAGAUUGUUGUUGUUUUUUUUUUUUCAGGGUUAGAGGGGAAAUAAGUCGCGGCUGGAUGAGGGGAUCGAGUUUAUUUUAUUUUGGAGAGAUUCUGUCCGUGUGAAAUUUGUCUCAAAUUGCACUCGAAAUAAAGUUUGUCACAUUUGGUUUAAAGGAUUAUGAAGUUUGUUUUUAUUCCAUUAUUAUUAUUUUAUUAUUGUUUUAAAAAAGUCACUGAUGAGUUUAACUUUUUAUGUAUUCAGAGGGAAAUAAAUGAAAAAGACUCUCGAUCAUAAAACAAAGAAAUAAAAGACAGAGGUGUACCUGAA